Messenger RNA from Fusarium redolens, 1539 nucleotides. Its product is annotated as alcohol acetyltransferase-domain-containing protein. The coding region runs from base 1 to 1539 and encodes 512 amino acids. The transcript is spliced from 2 exons. Lineage: Eukaryota; Fungi; Ascomycota; Sordariomycetes; Hypocreales; Nectriaceae. The record is from RefSeq and is a predicted model, not a curated record. Gene Ontology annotation, molecular function: N-acetyltransferase activity.
AUGAUCGGCCGCCUGCGUAGCAAGAAGAGCACCAAAAGUCUAAACGACAAGGACAAGGUGUUGAGGAAGCUCAGCCCUAUUGAAUGCCUCCAAUCUGUCCACCAUUCACUAGGAGCAAUUAUUGGAUGCGCGAUAUCAUGUCGCUAUCAUAUUCCCGAAGCACUCCUUACCUCGGAUACUGCAGCAUUGCAAAAUAUUGUUGAGAAUGCAUUCGCCCGCGCUAUUCUCCAGCAUCCGCUGUUCACGGUUGGGCGAAUUAACGUGGACUCCAAAAAGCCAUACUGGGUGCGCCUUGAUCAAAUCGACUUGAAUAACCAUAUCGAAUGGCGGACGGUCGCUGAUCAAGAAACAUACGAAAAGAUACUUCAUGAUGCCUUGGAAUGGCAAGUCAACAAAUCCUAUACGAAUCUCGAGACACGGCCUGGUUGGAGGGCAACGAUACUGAAAUCUGCCGAGUCCAACUUUAUCGACGUGGUGUUUGCUUGGGAUCAUACGCCAGCGGAUGGUAAAAGCGGCAAGAUGUUUCAUGACAGCUUUUUCACUUGUCUCAAUACACCAGAUGACAACGCCGUGAUCUUCAGAGACCGCGUCUUCGAGGUCCCAAACGCCGAACUCACGCCUGCAUUGCAUCACUUGAUCAAGCUACCCGUCUCCCUACAUUUUAUCGUCGGCGAAUUCGGGCGGGACAUUAUCUCUGGGAUGAAAGCGAAGGAACUACCGCAUAUGGCAACUUGGGCACCAAUACCGACAGAACCAUCCAAGACAAAUAUGGUGACGAUGAAAGUUACGAAAAGGGCAUUGAAGCCUGUGCUCGACACCUGUCGUCAGCACGGCACGACUUUGACAGGGCUUAUGCACGCGCUCAUUGCGGUAUCAAUGGCGACAAGACUUUCGGAAAUCAAGGCUCCAGCAUUCUUAUGCGGUACACCUGUUUGUCUGAGACAAUUUCAAAAGCCAGGACAUCCGAGCAUCGAUAUGAACAAGACGGCGAUCAACAGCGUGGCAUACUGGCCGUUUAGGUUUGACGGGGAACUCGUUGCAAAAGUUCGGGAACAAAUCAAUGAGGCUCAAACCAAGCCAGAUAUGAACACAAAUCUGGAAGCGACAGUCUGGUCCUCCGCGAAAGCUAUACGAGACGGUUUAUCUGCCAAGCUGGACUUUGGUACCAAGAACGAUCACAUCGGUUUAGCCAAGUUUGUCAAAGACUGGCAGUCUUUCGUCAAAGACCAUGGUAAAACGCGAUCUUAUUCUUGGGAGAUCAGUAACCUUGGUGUUACACAGGGCAGAGCGGAUGGCGAUGGUGAUAAGUGGUCUAUUGAGAGUGCUACGUUUACUCAAACUGCGCCGACGUUUGGUUCGGCUUUGACAUUCAGCGUCAUCUCUGUUAAGGGCGGGGGUCUGGUUGUGACGAAUACGUGGCAAGUUGGGGUUGUUGAUGAGGAAUUGGCUCUUGGUGUGAGUUCGGAUGUUGAAGGUUGGUUGAACGAGUUGGGGAAUACGGGCAGUAUCCACUUUGGGGCGGGUGGCAUGUCAAGCUGA